Messenger RNA from Hevea brasiliensis (rubber tree), 4243 nucleotides. RefSeq names its product probable (S)-N-methylcoclaurine 3'-hydroxylase isozyme 2. NCBI's taxonomy places the organism in Eukaryota, Viridiplantae, Streptophyta, Magnoliopsida, Malpighiales, Euphorbiaceae. Gene Ontology annotation, molecular function: heme binding; monooxygenase activity; iron ion binding. The transcript is spliced from 14 exons. The record is from RefSeq and is a predicted model, not a curated record. The coding region runs from base 2726 to 4150 and encodes 474 amino acids.
UUAUGGCAAUGUAAUAACCAGAUUUCACAGAAAAAAAUCCUCUCCCAUCAAAAUGCCAAACUAAGCGGUCCUCUUGCAUGUGAAUUCCAAUUGGAAUAGGCAAAAUGUGCUCAAUUUCUUCGUCCUGCUUAAGCAAGUUCAAAUCCCACGAGUUGGAACAGAGUCUACGAGCUGAGAUACCAUUUCAUACAAUCAACCGACAGAAUUACUAUCCUAUAAUAUAAAGUGCAGUUGCCUAUAAACAGUCUUUUGAGUCCAGCCUCUUCUGCAAUCUUCUCCACGAUUCUUAGCCGUAUCUCAUCUCUGUCUGAGCAAGAUCUGCUUUAUUGUUUGAGAGAGAGAGAGAGAGAGAGAGAGUGAGGGCAGGUGAGAUGAUCGGAAAACCGAAGAACCCGAGGAAGCAUCAUCGGAGGUCUGCGAUGAGAUAUGGGGUGGAUUUUCUCCUUGAUUUGCAGAUCCCAUCUCUUUGUCUGAGCAAGCUUUGCGUUAUCUUUUGAGAUAGAGAGAGUGAGGGCAGCAUUCCCUUUGAUUGUGAGUGAAGGAUUCGGUGAGUCGCUCGUGGAUUUUUGUCUUUCAGGGCGUUCUUUCUUAGUAUGCGCUUAAUACUUUCAUUCAUAAACCAAUUGCUUUAAAAAAAAAAAAAUUAUUUACACUUAAAAUUUGGUGAAGUUGUGAAUUUGUAUGGUUACAGGUGUGUUGAGAGAGAGGAAAAGCAUAUGCUGCUGUUAUUCUACUGGCAUUUUUGCUGUUAGUUAUUUUAGAAGAAGGGAUGACAUAUGUGCAAUACUAGCUUUUUAUCAAUGGAAAGACAUUUACCAUUUGGAAAUAUAAAGGGGUUAUAGAUUAUAGUUUUCAUUUGGGAUGUGAUGUUUAGGUUAUAUAACAUCUCGAGCCUUCAUGUUAUCUCUGCAUUUAGAUUUAUGAGAAUAUUGAUGAUCUUUGCCAGCUGUACUUUUGUUGUCCUUUUCCUUUAUAAGCAUGUAGCUCUAUUGUGGGUAUAUAUAUAUAUUAUAUUGUCAAGUUGUUUGAUUUGAUCUAUUUAUUGAGGCAGCAGAGGAACCGCAUGAGCAAGGCCUUAAAGAAAGAAACCAAAAUGAUUCUUUGGUUUUUUUGAGUUGGUGACAUAGGCUGUGGUAUAAACCUUGAAAAUGUCGGGAAAUCACUAUAUACAUUUUGAAAGUAAACAUUCUAUUUGGAGAAUUAAUGUUAGAUUGUUUCCCAUGUUUAGCAGGAAUUGACUCAAGCAAUUGGGAAUCAGUAUUUGGAAGCUUUAAGCAAGCGGAUCUCUCAACAAAUAGAUUGAGUGGCAAAAUGUUUGUAGAGACCCCAUAGUUGCAUGGAAGCAGUGGUCUUGGACUCUGCAUUGUUUGAACCUUGGUUCAUAAGAUGGGCGGAGAAAUAAAAAGUUGUAAAGAAGAAUGGACUAGGAGCUCUAAUGUGGCUUUACUUGCUUCUUAGUACAACUGUAUAUGGCGCAGAACAGCAUUUCCCAGUAGAUUUUGCAAGGCAUAAUGUUGUGAUUCUGCUAGCACUAUAUGGCUUAAUGGGUAGAAUUAUUAUGUCCCAAUGGUUGCUUAAAAUUGGACUUCCCACUUUAGGAGUAUCUGAGUGGAAUCAGCUGAUAUAAGUUCUUCAUGAGUUCUUUUACUUGAGAAGACACAGUAGUGCCUUUGAGGCUCUUUGUUCUCUGAAUGAAACAUAAAUUAAGAGAGCGUUGCAGUUAUGUGGGUUCAGAUAAAUUGAUGGUAGGUUUGAAAGCAGGGCAACGGUGUAAAAUUCAUUAGUCGCAGUGGUGGUGGUGAACUUAAAAAUAAAAAAAGAAAAGGAAAACCAACCCUAUUAAGAACCCAUAAAGCAACCGCAAACAGAAGCAUCUCAAAGAGAAACAGAUUGGCCCAGCAGCCAAAAACGAGUGCAUUAAUAUUUUUUCAGAAGUUACAAAGCAUGGGAUCAAUCCUGGUUCAAAUUUGAUCAACUCCUGGGGGGAAUUAAGAAGUUAGGAGUGUUGUUGAGAUUUAAAGAAAUUUGACCACUUCCUUUAGUUGCCAAAGUGGUGAUUUAAAGGUUACUUGGGAUGGCAUGAGCAGGUUGUUUAUCUUGCUUGGGUGCUCCAAAGAUUUAUCAAGAUUUUACUCAAACUUCACUAGAUGUCUUCAAGAUUCCAUGCAAUCUCAGAAAGAUUAACGGUUAGUGAUGACAGUGAGGAUCUUUCAUUGGAUAUAGUUACUGAGUAUGAUUGGACAUACCAAGGAAUAAUUAUGAUAUUCUACUCUACAUUUAUAUCUAUGCUAACAAAUCAAAUUAAUAUCAACCUUAUAUUAUAAUUUAUGGCAUAAGUUAAUGGAUGAAUAAACAUAAUUCCUAUUUAAAUAUUUUAUUGGGUUUCUUAUGCAAGAUAUAUAUAUAUAUAUAUCAUGUCUCUUUCUUUUGUUAAAAUUUUAUGGUAAAAUGUCAUAGCCCAGCAACAAAAUUGAGAUAAAUUAAUCAAAACAGGAAAAUUAGGCAACACCCAUAUCUGUAGAUUGCAGUCAACAAACAACAACUGAAAUCACCAAAAGAAAAAAAAAAAAAUUAAAGCUAAACCCAACAACACAAGCACUCAAUUGUUGCGAAGUGGAUAUUGGCUACAGUUUGAUCCAACAGCACAUUUUUACCUCCUUUUCAAUCUUUUUUGAAUCCCUUAAUCCAUUGGGUAAGCAAAUUAAUUUAUAUUUUUUAUGGAUUAAUGAAUGAUUAUAGGUGUCUUGCUUUUCGUAGCUCCAUUGCAAAUUUCAAGCAUUUUGGCAAAGUGGUUAUGCAAACUGCUUUUCAUUCUUUCAAGUGGUCUUUAAGCGCUUUGAAUGUUGUUUAUCUUGCUUGGGUGCUCCAAAGAUAUCUUUCUUUUGGAAGAAGGCCUGAAUUUCAAUCUACAAGCAGCUUCCCUAUCACUGCAGAAAUUCUCAAGACAAAUGAUCGUUUGCUAUCUGCUAGAUGUGUGCCAAAAGCAAGUCCCUAUCAAAGCCAAGUACUUGAACGUAUAGCGCUUGUUUGGGCCCCGCAAUGCACCGACGGAUGGAAAUCUUUGCGAGCCUUAUUCAGGACUGAGCUGUUUUCAGCCAAAGCAUUAGAGUCGCAAGCCAGUUUGAGAGAGAAGAAAGUUGCCCAGAUGGUAAAAUUUUUGGAAACCAGACAAGGAAAAGUUGUUAAUAUUGGAGAAGUAGUGUUCACUACUGUUUUUAACACGCUGUCCAAUCUGUUUUUCUCAAAAGACUUCAUUGGUUUAGAAGAUAAAUGUGCGGCCAGUGGAUUGAAAAAUCUUAUCUGGAAGAUUAUGGAAUUGGCCAUUACUCCAAAUAUAGCUGAUUUUUAUCCUAUACUUGCCGGGUUGGAUCCUCAAGGACUAAGAAGGAAGAGCUUAAAAUGUGCUCAAGAAAUGGUUGCCCUUUGGGAAAUUUACGUAAAGGAAAGAAGACAAAAGCAUGGCCAAGAUACUCCAAGAAACGAUUUCUUGGAUGUAUUUCUUGCAAAUGGAUUUCACGGCGAUCAAAUCAAUAUGUUGGCUCUUGAAUUGUUCAGUGCAGGCACAGACACUACUACGACGACAAUAGAGUGGGCAGUGGCUGAGCUUAUCAAGAACAAACAAGUCAUGAGCAAAGUUCGUGAAGAGCUAGACAGAGAAAUCAACAAAGACUGGAUACAUGAAUCUCAGGUUUCUCAACUUCCUUAUUUAAAUGCAUGCAUAAAGGAAACUCUGAGAUUACACCCUCCGGUUCCAUUCUUAAUUCCACGUCGUGCUGUUGAGAAUUGUGAAAUUAUGAAUUAUACCAUUCCAAAAGAUUCUCAGAUAUUAGUCAAUGUUUGGGCAAUUGGACGCGACCCCUCUGCUUGGGAAGAUCCUUUAUUAUUUAAACCUGAAAGAUUUCUUGGCUCAAGUUUAGACUUAAAGGGUCGUGACUAUGAGUUUCUACCUUUCGGUUCAGGAAGGAGGAUUUGCCCCGGACUGCCAAUGGCUACAAGACAACUUCCAUUGAUUUUGGCCUCUCUAAUACAUUGCUUUCAUUGGUCUCUUGAAAAUGGUGAGGAUCCUGUCGAGUUAAACAUGACCGAAAAGUUUGGCAUAACAUUGCAGAAGGAACAUCCUCUACUUAUUGUUCCUAAAAGAAAACUAUAAUUUCAAUGGUUGUUUGUUGAGUAUGUGACACAACCUUUUGUUCCUUUAAAAAGAUUCUAUCUUUAAUAAUAUUGGCAAUGAUUUCAGUCUUUA